UUCGAAAAUGUUUACUCAUGAUUCAGAUGAUCCAAUGAGAAAAAUAUUUUUACGCGCUUUUUUUAAUCGACAACUUAUAUUAUCGUCAUUCAUUCCAAUUCAUCGGAAAUUGUUUUGUACCUCGGUUAAAUGUUUUCAGAAAAGGCGUGCCAAAAAAUUGGAUAGAAAAAUGUUUCUUUUUAAACCAUCGAAUGAAAAUAAAAAUAGUUAUGAUCCAUCCAAAUCCAAAUAUGAUAUGGUCAAUGAUGCCUGUUGGAAAACAAAUGAAAAGGUACCUUUUAUUGCUUUGGCUAAAACAUUCUCAGCUAUUGAAGAUGUUAGUGGUCGUUUGAAAAGUAUCGAAAUAAUGAGUAAUUAUAUAUCAUCAGUGAUGGCUUUAUCACAUGAAGAUUUAGUUAAAUCAAUAUAUCUUUGUCUGAAUAAAGUUGCGCCAGACUAUGAAGGCAUUGAACUUGGUAUCGGGACAUCUUUAUUGAUGAAAGCAUUAUCGGAAGCUACUGGCCGUAAUAUGGCUCAGCUAAAAAAACAGCUCAAUGACAUUGGAGACAUUGGCUCUUGUUCUGAAAUUUCUAAAACGAAUCAACGAUUACUGGUACAACCAAAACCACUUACUGUUCAACAUGUAUUCGAUACUUUCAAAUCGAUUGCUACAAUGACCGGUCGUAAUGUUAUGUCAAACAAAGUGGAAAAAAUUAAAAGUUUAAUUACCUGUUCACAGCCAAUUGAAUCACGAUAUAUUAUGCGUGCAUUGUCCGGAAAAAUGAGAAUUGGACUGGGUGAAAAAUCAUUAAUUACAGCUAUAGCACAAGCAUAUAUGAUUUAUAAAAAUCCCGAUAAUAGAAAACAACUUGACUCGGAAAGAUUUAAAGAAAAACUUAACAAAAAUGUUUCACUAUUGCAGACAGCGUUCAAUGAAUGUCCGAAUUAUGAUAAAUUAAUUCCGGCCUUAUUGGAAAAUGGUUUCGACGAUCUUUCCAAAUCAUGUUAUCUAAUACCUGGAAUACCACUAAAGCCCAUGUUAGCUCAUCCUACCAAAGGAGUUCGUGAAGUUUUACAACGAUUAGAAGGAUUAGAAUUUACAUGUGAAUAUAAAUACGAUGGUGAACGAGCACAAAUUCAUCUGGAUAAUCAAGGUAAAAUCUACAUCUAUAGCCGUAAUCAAGAGAACAAUACUGGAAAAUAUCCUGAUAUUGUAAAAUUGAUGCCAGAUGUUAUGAAAAGCGAUGUGAAAAGUUUCAUUAUCGAUUGUGAAGCAGUAGCCUAUGAUGUUGUUAACAAACAAAUUCUUCCAUUUCAAGUGUUGAGCACAAGAAAACGUAAAAAUGUGGAAGAAUCCGAUAUCAAAGUUCAUAUAUGUCUUUUUGCAUUCGAUCUGAUUUAUUUUAAUGAUGAAUCUCUGGUUAAAAAAUCGUUAUAUGAACGACGACAAUUACUUCAGGAGAAUUUCGAAUUUAUAGAAGGUCAAUUUAUGCGGGCUUCAAGUAAAGAUCUGAAUGAUAUUGAUGUUAUUCAAGAAUUUUUAGAUGAAUCCAUUAAGAAUAAAUGCGAAGGAUUGAUGGUAAAAACAUUGCAUAAAGAUGCAAGCUAUGAAAUAGCCAAACGUUCAUUUAAAUGGCUUAAACUUAAGAAAGAUUAUUUAGAAGGCACUGGUGAUACGUUGGAUUUAAUACCGAUUGGAGCAUAUUAUGGACGUGGCAAAAGAACCGGCUUUUAUGGUGGUUUUCUUCUUGCCUGUUAUGAUGAUAAGAAUGAUGAAUUUCAAAGUAUUUGUAAGAUUGGCACAGGAUUUUCCGAUGAAGAUUUGGCCACUUUAUCUACUUCAUUAAAAGAUUUAAGCAUAUCAAAGCCAAAAUCCUAUUAUAAUGUGGAUGAAACAUUAAAAGCUGAUGUUUGGUUUGAAGCGAAUCAAGUUUGGGAAAUUAAAUGUGCCGAUUUAUCUAUUUCGCCCGUUUAUAAAGCUGCUAUCGGUAUUAUUGAUCCUCAAAAAGGAAUAUCAUUACGUUUUCCACGGUUCAUCAAAGUUCGUGAUGAUAAAAAACCUGAAGAUGGAACAACAGCCGCUCAAGUUGCUGAAAUGUAUUUAAAUCAGGAAAAUCAAAUGAAUUCGGCCAACAAUGAAGAUGAUAAUAAUAAUGAUGAACAGAAUGAAAGUAAUUCUAAAUCCAAAACAGAUGAAUUCUAUUAAAUUGUUAUGGAAAUUUGAAAAUUUGCGCAAAAAAUUCUUUAUACAAUUUGGUUACAUCUUAUAUGAAUAAACUUUUCUGUUUCACACACA
Messenger RNA from Dermatophagoides farinae (American house dust mite), 2275 nucleotides. Its product is annotated as DNA ligase 1. Gene Ontology annotation, cellular component: nucleus; mitochondrion. Gene Ontology annotation, biological process: DNA repair; lagging strand elongation; Okazaki fragment processing involved in mitotic DNA replication. The record is from RefSeq and is a predicted model, not a curated record. NCBI's taxonomy places the organism in Eukaryota, Metazoa, Arthropoda, Arachnida, Sarcoptiformes, Pyroglyphidae. Gene Ontology annotation, molecular function: ATP binding; DNA binding; DNA ligase (ATP) activity.